AUGAGCAAUUGCUUCGAAUUACAAAAGAAUAAACUCAUCUGGAAUGGCGACUUAAGCGAAUUAAAGUCUUACGUCGCAGAAACGUUAAAUAUAAACGGUAAAUGGAAGUCACCAUCUGGGGGACGCUGGUUAUUUACUAGCGAUGCUUUGUCUAUAACCUGGUAUUGUAAAAGCAAGACUGUCUUAUUUCAAGGUCCUCGUGGCAGCGAGGUGGCUGACUCUUUGAAGAGAAAUAUCGAUGCAUCGCGAACCGUAAUAGUGAAAAAUGCCGAGCUAAACAUUGCUACCCCUGCUGCUUCCGAAAGACGGAAUGAGUCUAUCGAUAACCAGUAUCGUCUCAGUUUUAACAAUUCUAACUCGAGCAUGUUUGAUAGAUCUAGCAAUACCACAACAACUAUCAACCGAAGCGACUCGGAUACUAGCGAAGGAAAAGCAAAUGGGCAAGAAGUGUGUUCAGACAAGCAGAACGAAGGCGAUUAUAUAAUGAAUUGCAAAGACUGUAGUAAAUUAUCUGUAGAAGUAGCAGAAAUAAAAUUGGACUUGGCUUUACUAUUCCUAAAAGUUAAUACUGCUGAGGCGCCGGAUACAUGUGAAUGCGAUCGGCUACGAGGCGAAAAUCAGCUAUUGAAAGAAGAAAUUAAACUACUCAAGGAAACACUGCAAGGCAUGGAAUUGUCAAAAUCGCCAAUUAACAUCGCUUUCGAUAAUAUGAAUAAUCAACCAACCGUCACAGACAAUGACUCUGUCGUGCUAAUUGAUAUAGAAGAAUCCGAAGUGAACGUAAACACUAGUAUGAAUAAUUUACUAUCUGCAAUAGACAAUGACAAACAAUAUAAUACCCGAGGGCCAGUUGUUAAUGACUCUCUUAUGAAAUAUAGCAAUCCCAAUAAACCAGUUGGUCAUGCUGAUGAACCAGUCGUCCAUGACUCCCUGACCUCAUUUGACCAUCUCCUAAAAGAAAAGGCCGCUUUAAAUGCCAGCACGCACCGUCAUAAGAGGAAUCAAGUGCAUAGUUCUCUAACUAACACAACACGUUUUUCGAAACCUAAUUACCGGCGCAAUCAGUUUUCCAAGCCUAAAUAUCAAUAUCGUCAAACAAAUUUUCCCUCAAAGAAUUUUCGAAGCGGUCGCUAUCGAAGGAUUCCGAAACCAAGAACAACAACCGCAGUAAGUACAGACACAAGAGCAAGCCAAGUCAACCCGAUAUUCAAAGUGAAACCUUUCCAAUCAAAGUCAGAGUUACAGCUCGGAGAAACGAAGUCCUGGGAAGCCUACCUACAGUUCGUCAACCGCACCUUGGACCAGUUUGGAACCCUUGUCUAG
Paramuricea clavata is the source of this 1323-nucleotide messenger RNA. Lineage: Eukaryota; Metazoa; Cnidaria; Anthozoa; Malacalcyonacea; Plexauridae. The record is from the annotation of a GenBank genome assembly.